AUGCAAAGCGAACUAUGCCCAGUGGAACAUAAUGACGAAGGCAAUGGCUACGAUCGAGUGGCGUUUGCAGUCUCGCUCGGAUGUGAAGUUUCGACAAGCAAGGACGUGUCUGGAAUGUGGGCCGUCGACAGUGGUGCAACGCACCACGUUUGCCACAAAAAGACCAAGUUUUCAAGUUUGGCAGAGCGCAACGAGGGCGAACUAUUGGUGGCUGAUGGCAACAAGGUGGCCAUCAAGGGUGUUGGAACCAUCAUGGAAAACGUGGUUCUGACCAACGGCGAAGAGCGCGAGAUCGAGAUCAAGAACGCGUUACAUGUUCCAAGUAUGAGCAAGAACCUGCUUUCGGUGCCACAGACUAACAGGCAUGACAUCUCCAAGUCGUGUUUGACGGGUCCAAGAUGUAUGUGA
This is a messenger RNA of Peronospora matthiolae, 408 nucleotides long. NCBI's taxonomy places the organism in Eukaryota, Oomycota, Peronosporomycetes, Peronosporales, Peronosporaceae. The record is from the annotation of a GenBank genome assembly.